AUAACAUGAGUGGUAGGAGUUAUACACAGAUGACAAGUGAAAACGGCUGAGUUUGUAAAAAUCACAUCUUGAAAAAUGGUACUCCUUGUGAGGUUCUGUAAACCCUUUCUCCCACCCCAUCUUUCCCCUCUUUCUUUCUCCAAAACCGCACUUCAAUUCCCUUCUCAAUUCUCCAAAAACACCAAAAACUACGCAAUCCACAAAAGGGUUCGUUUGUUUUCUACAUUGGGUUGUUCUCAGGCUUCUAUCAAUGGUAACAAUACCAAUAAUAAUUUGGUGGGUGAUUCCAAUACUGGGGAAUUAGAGAGUGGAAUCAAGAAAGAAUUUUGGUUGUUUAAUACAAUGAGUAGGAAAAACGAGUUGUUUAAACCUAAAGUGGAUGGCAAAGUUGGAAUGUAUGUGUGUGGAGUUACUGCUUAUGAUUUUAGUCAUAUUGGUCAUGCUAGAGUUUAUGUUACCUUUGAUGUUCUAUACAGGUGUCUCAAGUAUUUGGGUUAUGAAGUCUUUUAUGUUCGUAACUUCACUGAUGUUGAUGACAAGAUAAUUGUUAGAGCCAAUGAACUUGGAGAGAAUCCAAUAUCACUUAGCAGUCGUUUCUGUGACGAAUUUCUUCAAGACAUGACUUUUCUUCAUUGUUUACCUCCUUCAGUUGAACCCCGUGUCUCGGAUCACAUACCACAAAUUAUAGACAUGAUUAAGCAGAUUAUCGAUAAUGGUUUUGCCUACUGUGUGGAUGGAGAUGUUUACUUCUCUGUUCAUAAGUUUCCUGAAUAUGGACGAUUGUCUGGGCGAAAAUUGGAAGACAAUCGAGCUGGUGAGCGAGUGGCUAUCGAUUCAAGAAAGAGAGAUCCAGCUGAUUUUGCGUUAUGGAAAACUGCUAAAGAAGGAGAGCCCUUUUGGGAAAGUCCAUGGGGUCCUGGAAGACCCGGCUGGCAUAUUGAAUGUAGUGCUAUGAGUGCUGCUUAUUUGGGGUACAAUUUCGACAUACAUGGUGGUGGGAUGGACCUUAUGUUUCCUCACCAUGAAAAUGAAAUAGCUCAAAGCUGUGCUGCUUGUAGUGAAAGUCAUAUAAGGUAUUGGGUUCAUAACGGAUUUGUCACUAUUAAUUCAGAGAAAAUGUCCAAAUCUCUUGGAAACUUCUUUACAAUCCGUCAGGUUAUUGAGCUUUAUCACCCACUUGCCUUGAGACUCUUCUUGAUAGGAACUCACUAUCGUUCUCCAGUAAAUUACUCUGAUGUAUUACUAGAAACUGCUUCAGAACGCAUUUUUUACAUCUACCAGACAUUAUACGAUAGCCAAGUUCUUUUGAGUGCGCAUGGGAGAGCUAAUUUAAAGGACUCAUUCCCCCCUGAUAUUGCAAGCUGCAUAAACGAUUUCCAAAAUGGGUUUUUGAUUGCGAUGUUAGAUGAUCUUCACACGCCUGUUGUUCUUGCUGCACUUUCUGACCCAUUGAAGACCAUCAAUGAUCUUCUCCAUACUCGUAAGGGAAAGAAGCGAGAGAUGCGAAUGGAAUCACUUGCAGCCUUAGAGAAGACAAUAAACAAUGUUCUGACUAUUCUCGGGUUGAUGCCAUCGAGUUAUGCCGAGGCUCUACAUCAACUCAAAGAGAAGGCUCUGGUGCGUGCCAAGUUAUCUGAAGCUGACGUUAAGAAAAAGAUAGAAGAGAGAGACGCCGCGAGGAAAAAUAAAGAAUUUGAGAAGUCGGAUGCAAUAAGAAAAGACUUAGCUGUUGUGGGUAUCGGUCUGAUGGACAGCCCAGAAGGGACUACCUGGAGACCAGUACUUCCUACUGCACUACAGCAGGAGCCAGCAACGGCUAAUUGAGUCAUUGUAAAAUGAGGA
Molecule: messenger RNA, 1842 nt
Organism: Amaranthus tricolor (Joseph's coat)
Lineage: Eukaryota; Viridiplantae; Streptophyta; Magnoliopsida; Caryophyllales; Amaranthaceae
Product: cysteine--tRNA ligase, chloroplastic/mitochondrial
Exons: 9
Coding region: 76-1824 (582 amino acids)
Biological process (GO): cysteinyl-tRNA aminoacylation
Cellular component (GO): cytoplasm
Molecular function (GO): cysteine-tRNA ligase activity; ATP binding
Source: RefSeq, a predicted model, not a curated record